GGCUAAAUUACUUCUCUUCCUUUGUAUCUAAAGCCAAAAUGUGUGUGUUUUGUGUGUGUUGGGAUCCAUUUUCUUGUUACUAGAGAUGCUGUUUUUACAUGUUGUGUAUUGAUGUGUGAUUGCAGGUGGAUUUCCCUUGUUCUUAGCGCCUUAUUAGUUAUUACUUCCACUAGUGACAAGUCUGCUCAGUUUUAUCACCUCCUUGUCCAGGAUUAUGAUCUACUAUCUGAUCACGAAGACGCUAUCGAGACUCGCGAGAGUAUGUUUGGAUAUAAAGGAUCAGGGAGGAGAUGUAACUGUUGUUACUACAAGUCAUAAAGAAUUCGACAAUUCGGUGACUGAGUAUGGUGGUGAAGAUAUAAUUAACUGUUCUACUUCAGCCUUCUCUUUAGCGAGAAAUGUUUUACAGCCUUGGCUCUAUCCCUGGCUGGGAAUAACAGAGAAAAUAGCAUCCUUCACAGUAGACAGUGCGUUUCUCCCUGAUGAUCUUGCAAGUCCAUAUGCACUAAGGAUGUUUCCAGUUCUAACAGUAUUCUACCACUUGAUUGGUCUGGAGUGUUUUGGAAUACUAAGCAUCGUAGGCUUCACAACCCUUGGAAAGCGAGUCCCUGAGGCCCGGAUUUUCGCUCGUUUUCUGGCCAUUCCGGUGGUCCUUUUGGGAAUGGUUUUGUCUAAGGCGGCACAAUGCUAUUUCAAGACUUGCUCGAUGUUCUCCCCUGCGUCUAUGUACUUGCUUCUAUGGUGCCUUCGAGAGCGGAAGCAGUAUUUGCUGAAUGCAAAUGCAUCCAAUGCGGUUCCAACGGGGUCUCUGUACUUAAUAGUUUUUUUCCUUAAAAAGAUAGCCUGAUGAGAUCUUUAUGGAUAUCACGCAAUGCGUAUAAACAUGUUUUUAUCUUAACAACAUGGUAGAUUUCCACUAACAUAAUGAUCACUAUAAAUGCAAAUACAAACCAAAUUAGUGCU
Arabidopsis lyrata subsp. lyrata is the source of this 963-nucleotide messenger RNA. RefSeq lists its product as uncharacterized. The record is from RefSeq and is a predicted model, not a curated record. The transcript is spliced from 8 exons. Bases 215 to 847 code for a protein of 210 amino acids. NCBI's taxonomy places the organism in Eukaryota, Viridiplantae, Streptophyta, Magnoliopsida, Brassicales, Brassicaceae.